Molecule: messenger RNA, 4015 nt
Organism: Athene cunicularia (burrowing owl)
Lineage: Eukaryota; Metazoa; Chordata; Aves; Strigiformes; Strigidae
Gene: DDX46
Product: DEAD-box helicase 46
Exons: 24
Coding region: 1-3210 (1069 amino acids)
Biological process (GO): mRNA splicing, via spliceosome
Cellular component (GO): nucleus
Molecular function (GO): nucleic acid binding; ATP binding; RNA helicase activity
Source: RefSeq, a predicted model, not a curated record
AUGGUCACAGUCAAGUCCCUCUGUGAGCUGUACACUCAGCUGAGGAGUUUCCUAGAGAAUUCCCAGCCCUACUCUCUCUACACAGUGUGGCAUUAUCGGAAGCGCUCUGCGUCACGUGGACGCUCUGGGAGCCGUUCUAGAAGUCGUUCUCCAUCUGACAAAAGAGCAAAACGUGGAGAAGACAGACGCUCUAGAAGCAGGGAUCGAGAACGUAGACGUGAGAGGUCACGCAGUAGGGACAAGAGACGGUCUCGAUCGCGAGACAGAAAGCGUCAAAGACGUUCAAGAAGUAGAGAAAGGGAACGGAGCCGAGAGAGAAGAAGAUCCCGGAGCCGAGAGAGGAGGCGCUCUAGAAGCAGAAGCAGAGGUAGACGGUCUCGAUCCUCCAGUCCAAGCAAGAACAGGAAAACAGAAAACAGGUCAAGAUCUAAAGAAAAGACAGACGGUGUGGAAGUUUCCAAAGAAAAGAAAAAAGACAAAGACGACAAAGAAGAAGAGAAGGAUAAAGAUGCUACCACAAAUACCGUGGCCACUGAGAAUUUUGAUCAGAACAAACUAGAAGAAGAAAUGAGAAAACGAAAAGAAAGAGUGGAGAAAUGGAGAGAAGAACAACGCAAGAAGGCUAUGGAAAACAUAGGAGAACUGAAAAAGGAAAUUGAAGAGAUGAAGCAGGGGAAAAAAUGGAGUUUAGAAGAUGAUGAUGAUGAUGAAGAGGAAACUGCAGAAGGAGAAAAAGAAGGCAAUGAGGUUGAAGAUGAAGAGUUAGAUCCUUUGGAUGCUUAUAUGGAAGAAGUAAAAGAAGAGGUCAAGAAGUUCAAUAUGAGAAGCGUGAAAGGUGGAGGUGGGAGUGAAAAGAAAACCGGACCAACUGUUACCAAAGUAGUAACUGUGGUGACAACCAAAAAGGCAGCUGCAGAGUCAGAAAAGAAGAAAGGGGAGCUCAUGGAGAAUGACCAAGAUGCAAUGGAGUAUUCCUCAGAAGAGGAGGAAGUUGAUCUUCAGACUGCCCUGACUGGCUACCAGACCAAGCAGAGAAAGCUGCUAGAACCAGUGGAUCAUGGAAAGAUCGAAUAUGAACCUUUCAGGAAAAACUUCUAUGUUGAAGUACCAGAACUAGCUAAAAUGACUCAAGAGGAGGUGAAUGUGUACAGGCUGGAGUUGGAGGGAAUUACAGUCAAGGGAAAAGGCUGCCCCAAACCAAUAAAAACCUGGGUACAGUGUGGUAUUUCCAUGAAGAUUCUCACUGCCCUCAAGAAACAUGGCUAUGAAAAGCCCACUCCCAUUCAAACCCAGGCGAUCCCAGCAAUUAUGAAUGGGCGUGACUUGAUUGGCAUUGCUAAAACAGGAAGUGGAAAAACUAUUGCAUUUCUCUUGCCCAUGUUCAGACACAUUAUGGAUCAGAGAGCAUUAGAAGAAGGAGAAGGUCCUAUAGCUGUCAUUAUGACACCUACUCGCGAGUUGGCUUUGCAGAUUACCAAGGAGUGUAAGAAGUUCUCAAAGACACUUGGGCUUCGAGUUGUCUGUGUUUACGGGGGAACAGGAAUCAGUGAACAGAUAGCUGAACUCAAAAGAGGUGCUGAAAUUAUUGUUUGCACACCUGGACGUAUGAUUGACAUGUUAGCAGCUAACAAUGGUCGGGUGACAAAUCUCCGUAGAGUCACAUAUGUUGUACUUGAUGAAGCAGACAGAAUGUUUGACAUGGGGUUUGAGCCUCAGGUUAUGCGCAUUGUAGACAACGUCAGGCCUGACCGUCAGACUGUCAUGUUCUCUGCUACUUUCCCCAGAGCUAUGGAGGCGUUAGCUCGCAGAAUCCUAAGUAAACCUAUAGAAGUGCAGGUCGGAGGCAGAAGUGUUGUCUGCUCUGAUGUGGAGCAACAUGUUAUUGUUAUAGAAGAGGAGAACAAGUUUUUGAAGUUACUGGAGCUACUGGGACACUAUCAGGAGAAAGGAUCAGUUAUCAUAUUUGUAGAUAAACAAGAACAUGCAGACGGGUUGCUGAAAGAUUUAAUGAGAGCCUCUUACCCUUGCUUGUCUCUCCAUGGAGGUAUUGAUCAGUAUGACAGGGACAGCAUAAUUAAUGAUUUCAAGAAUGGAAUUUGCAAACUUCUGGUGGCCACAUCUGUAGCAGCAAGGGGCCUGGAUGUAAAACAAUUGAUGUUGGUGGUCAAUUACAGCUGUCCCAACCAUUAUGAAGAUUAUGUGCACCGAGCAGGGCGAACUGGGCGAGCUGGCAAUAAAGGGUAUGCGUAUACAUUCAUUACUGAGGAUCAGGCACGGUAUGCUGGUGAUAUCAUUAAGGCUUUGGAAUUGUCUGGGAAUCCAAUUCCUACUGAUUUGGAGAAGCUCUGGGCUGACUUCAAAGACCAACAGAAAGCUGAGGGAAAGUUGAUUAAAAAAAGCAGUGGAUUCUCUGGAAAAGGUUUUAAGUUUGAUGAAACAGAACAGGCUUUGGCUAAUGAAAGAAAGAAGCUACAAAAAGCAGCUCUUGGCUUGCAAGAUUCAGAUGAUGAAGAUACAGCUGUUGAUAUCGAUGAACAAAUUGAAAGCAUGUUCAAUUCCAAGAAAAGAGUAAAAGACAUGGCAGCACCAGGAACAUCAAAUGCUCCUACACCAUCAGCUGGGAAUGCAGAAAAAUUGGAAAUUGCUAAAAGACUGGCUUUGAGAAUCAAUGCCCAGAAGAAUCUUGGUGCAGAGGCACAAGUAUUGGUCCCCUUCCAUUUUAAGGAUGUGAUGCAGCAGGCUACAAAUGCUAUCCUGAGAGGAGGCACAAUUCAAGCUCCUACUGUAUCUGCCAAGACCAUUGCAGAGCAACUGGCUGAAAAAAUCAAUGCUAAGCUCAAUUAUGUACCCAUAGAAAAGCAGGAGGAAGAGAAACAGGAUGGAGGACAAAAUGAAUCCUUUAAGAGAUAUGAAGAAGAAUUAGAGAUCAAUGACUUCCCACAGACUGCCAGAUGGAAAGUUACCUCCAAAGAAGCACUACAGAGAAUCAGUGAAUAUUCUGAAGCUGCUAUUACAAUCAGAGGAACUUACUUCCCUCCAGGCAAAGAACCCAAGGAAGGAGAACGAAAGAUUUAUUUGGCUAUAGAAAGUGCCAAUGAACUGGCUGUACAGAAAGCAAAGGCAGAAAUCACACGACUUAUAAAAGAGGAGCUCAUCAGAUUGCAAAAUUCUUACCAACCAACCAACAAAGGAAGAUACAAAGUUCUAUGAAUAUUUGGAAUUAUCUGUCUGCCAGUGGCUGUAGCUGCAGGACUUUCGAGAUGAUGACUUUCAAAAGGACUUUUGUAGAAAGCUUUUCUUACCCGACACAUUGAGAAGAAAUGUGUCAUUUUAAACCAGCUGUGUAUGUACUGCUUUAACCCUGGUGAAGACAAAUUGUACAAUCUGCAUCAUGGCUGUAUAAAUUCACAACUUCUAUUUCCCAGCUUCAGGUAAUUUAAAUGACUGUUUCUGUGUUGCAUACAACUCUCUGUUACUCUAACGUCAGUGUACCUUAUUUGCAAUACAGGAAAGGAAAGGAGUGAUUAUCCCAACUGAACCGUAUACGUUCAGGAUAAGAAUAGCCAAUACUUGCCAAUAUUAAUACACCGAGUAGAACAAAAAUAAGAAGCACACACAAUAACCCUUCUCAAAAAUUAACCCCACAAAUCUCACACUAAACAUUCCCUUUAAAUACAUCAGGUUUCCUUCCGUUAAGAACUGGGUUUUGAUAUGUUUUAUACAACUUGUUUGUUGAAUUGUCUAACUUUUUGACAGUGUCCCCCCCUGAAGAGAGACAGAUUUUGGUGUAUUUAAUGAAGAGCACUUUCAAGUUGGACAGCCUGACACUUCUUUAAAAAUCCUGUUUCAAAAUGUUCAUAUAUAUAUUGGUAUCUCCUAAAAAAGGCAUGAUGGAGACAUUUCUGUGAUUUCCAGCUUUGCACUGUUGGAUUUCAGAGAUGCAACAAUGUAUAAUCUUUACCUUCCUGGGGUUUUUAAAUGCAAUGUCAAUAUUCCUAUGUUUUUUUAAAUUCCA